This is a messenger RNA of Cyprinus carpio (common carp), 2912 nucleotides long. Its product is annotated as dnaJ homolog subfamily C member 3-like. The record is from RefSeq and is a predicted model, not a curated record. Lineage: Eukaryota; Metazoa; Chordata; Actinopteri; Cypriniformes; Cyprinidae. Gene Ontology annotation, cellular component: endoplasmic reticulum. Gene Ontology annotation, biological process: protein folding in endoplasmic reticulum. Gene Ontology annotation, molecular function: protein-folding chaperone binding; misfolded protein binding.
UGCACAGUCACUGUCACACUGGGCGAAGCAACAACUCCCUAUAAAUCACAAUACACGGUUUUUCCUCAGCAGUCGACAGAGUGCUGAUUAUUGAGAGGCACGCGGAACUAGUUUCGCAUUCCUUUAUUCCACUCGGACAUAUUUAUAACCCGGACGACUGAAACACAUCCUUAUUGCCUGUUAUUGCCAAAUAUGCCGGAUACGUCGCUGUUAUGGUGAUCUGAGUAUACAUACUCUUUCUGUCCUACUGCGCGUAGCAAAUCACAGUGGAAAGACACAGGGCUGUGAUAAAUGUCAUCAUGGAGUCGGGACGGCGGAGAGGUUUGAGCAGUGUCCUGUCCUCCCUGUCUCUGCUCUGUGUGGUCCUGGACCUACAGCUGGACGGUGUGUUAGGAGCAACACCUGUUGAGAUUGAGCAUCAUCUGGAAAUGGGGCGUAAGCUGCUGGCAGCCGGACAGCUGGCUGAGGCCCUGUCUCACUAUCACUCAGCUGUGGAGGGUGACUCUAAGAACUACCUGACAUACUACAAACGCGCUGCUGUUUUCCUGGCUAUGGGCAAGUCCAAGUCAGCGCUGCCUGACCUGAGCCAGGCCAUUCAGCUCAAACCAGACUUCCUUGCUGCCAGACUGCAGAGGGGUAAUAUUCUGCUGAAACAGGGAAAUACUGAAGAGGCCAGAGAAGACUUUCUAGCAGUGCUGAAUCGUUCCCCGGAUCAUGAGGAAGCACAUGAUCAGCUCCACAAGGCCGAUGAUCUGGAGCUGCUCCAGGAAGAGGCGCAUGAGGCCCAUCACCGUGGAGACUACAUCACUACUGUCCAGGUGCUGGAGAAAGUCAUAGAGCUCUCUCCCUGGGACCCCGAGUCUCGAGAACUAAGAGCCGAGUGCUACAUCCGACUCGGGGAUCCACGGAAGGCCAUCAUGGACCUGACACCAGCAACACGUCUCCGUGCAGACAACCGAGCAGCUUUCCUCAAACUCAGUCAACUACAUUACAGUUUGGGUGAUCAUCACGACUCGCUUAGUCAGGUCCGUGAGUGUCUGAAGCUGGAUCAGGAUGAUAAGGAGUGUUUUUCCCACUACAAACAGGUCAAGAAGCUCAGCAAGCAGCUGGACUCUGCAGAAGAGCUGAUCUCAGAACAGAGGUAUCAGGAGGCCAUUGAGAAGUACGAAUCUGUGAUGCGAACAGAGCCGAAUGUGGCAUUCUACACUAAUAAAGCAAAAGAGAGGAUCUGCUUCUGCUUAGUCAAAAUGAAGAGUGCUGAGGAGGCCGUAGACAUUUGUUCAGAAGCCCACCAGAGAGAACCUCAGAAUAUCCACGUCCUCCGGGACCGAGCGGAGGCCUACAUCCUACAGCAGGAAUAUGAGAAAGCUGUGGAAGACUAUCAGGAGGCACGGGAGUUUGAUCAGGAGAACCAAGAGCUUCGUGAAGGUCUUGAACGAGCACAGAAGCUCCUCAAGCAGUCUCGCAAGAGAGACUAUUACAAGAUCCUGGGGGUCAGCAGGAGUGCCAACAAACAGGAAAUCAUAAAAGCGUACAGAAAGCUGGCUCAGCAGUGGCAUCCUGAUAAUUUCCAGUCUGAAGCAGACAAGAAAGAGGCAGAGAAAAAGUUUAUUGAUAUCGCAUCAGCAAAGGAAGUACUCACAGAUCCAGAAAUGCGUCAGAAGUUUGAUUCCGGCGAGGACCCUCUGGACCCUGAGAAUCAGCAGGGUGGUGGAGGAGGCAGAGAAUGGCCCUUUGGCUUCAACCCCUUUGAGGGCGGAAACUUUCACUUCAAGUUCCACCGACACUGAUAACAGAGGCUGAUGCAGUAUAAACAGACAAUGAUUUGGACUAAGAAACCUGGCUAGAGAACCAGCUUUAUCCAAACUGAACUUUGGAGGAAUCUAAUCAAACAGAGGUUGUUUUUGAUGUUGAGACUUGAAUCCACAGGCUGUUGGACUUCUCCAGGAGCAAAUUACUUGAUCUGGCAAACACUAUUAGUUUAGUGUUUGAUUUCCUGUCCUUAAACAUGGAGUCUAGUUGAACUUGGAGUCUUAAAGGAUUAGUUCACUCAUCAUUUACUCACGCUCCACUUGUUCCAAACCUGUAUGAGUUUCUGUCUUCUGUUGAACACAAAAUGUUGGUAUCUGAACAGUUGAUGAGCAUAGAAUUUUAUUUUUCUUGCUGUGGAAGCAAUAGUGCUCAUCAACUGUUUCAGAUGAAACUCGUACAGGUUUGGAACGGGUGGAGUGUGAUAAAUGAUGGCAAGGUAUUCAAUCUGGAAGUGAACUAAUCCUUUAAACCCAGCUGAGUCAUUUCGGCUCAACAUUUUAUAUCUUUCAUUGAAGUAUGUGCCAUCUCUAACAUUACUUUAUCUCUCUCAUACUGUCUUAUGCUGCCUUUUGAUUUUUGAAUAACACUCCAGAUUUUAGGGUUGUGGUUUCUUGUAGACUGUGCCAUGUACUUCUGACACCAGUAUAUCAAAACAGUAUGUCACGCUUUUUGGCAAAGGAAGUACCUUUUCAUAUAUCUUUGUUUAAUUUCUGUUUUUUGUUUUUACACACCCAACUGCACAAACCCACCAGAAAUGACCAUGCCACUGGGCUGCUUUAUAGCCUGAUCUGAUACCAGUUUGCACAAGAGUUUUUUUACUGAAAUCGUUGCUAAAAGUUUACAUGACAGAAUGUUUAUCAAUUUACAGCUGUUGCUGAUGAUGAAUCAGAUGGCAGUCUAUGAAGCAGCCUUUAGCUGAUUUAUUUUCUUUUGUCUAAUAAAUCAACAAUAUGUCCCACAACAAAGCUUUGAAACUAUUAUGUUAAGUAAUGAGUUACCCCUGCACUUUCUAAAUUCAAGCUGAAGGUCAAUAAACUUAAGAAAUCAGUAGCUAUUUGAAAAGAAAUGUAAAAAAAAAAAAAAAAAAAGUAUUAUUCAAA